AAGGCGAUCAGAAGUAAUCCUAUUGUUAACGGGCUAACGUCGCGCGGCGUCCAUUCUGUACAACAUAAAAAAACGAAAAAAAAACAAAACUAAAUAAAAAAAGAGGAAAAAAUAUCCCAAAAAAAAAAAAACCUGAAUAAGGAAAAAAACCGAAAGCAAAGUGUGUGCCAAAGGAAAAUUUAAAACAAACACUUGGAAAAGAAAAGAAAAAAAAACACCACAAGGAGAAUAUCAAAGACAAAAGUUGAAUAAAUAAAAAUUGUUUUUAGGCCAGUGUUUUAAUUUAAAGUAGAAAAAUUCCAUAAAAUUUUAAAAUAUGGCUCUACGCUGUGCUGGUCUCUUGCUUAGCAAGGAAUUAUCCUCCUCCCUUCAACAGCAGAUGCGUUCUUUGGGUACUUCAUCUCGCCUUUUUGCCAGCGACUUUUUGAAAAAUUCCCCCAACACUGCCUUGGACAAAUCAUUGUUAAAUCGCUAUCGCAAUCUCAAGACACCCGAUGGUCGCUGUCAGGUUACUUAUUUAUGGGUCGAUGGAACCGGAGAGAAUGUCCGUUUAAAGGAUCGUGUGCUAGAUAAAAUUCCUGCUGGCGUACAAGAUUUGCCCAAGUGGCAAUACGAUGGUAGUUCAACAUAUCAAAGCCAAGGCGAAAAUUCCGACACCGUUUUGGUACCCAGGGCCAUAUACAAGGAUCCCUUUAAGCCGGGCAAAAAUGACAUAAUAGUCAUGUGUGAUACCUAUCUGGCUGAUGGCACCCCCACACCUUCCAACAAACGCCAUGAUCUACAAACAGCCAUUGCCAAAGUCGAGCAUGAGGAGCCCUGGUUUGGCAUUGAGCAGGAAUACACUCUGCUGGAUGUGGAUGGUCGUCCCUUUGGUUGGCCUGCCAAUGGUUUUCCCGCUGCCCAAGGUCCCUAUUACUGUGGUGUGGGUGCCGAUCGUGUGUAUGCUCGCGACUUGGUGGAGGCCCAUACUCUGGCCUGUCUAUACGCUGGCAUUGACUUUGGCGGCACCAAUGCUGAGGUCAUGCCGGCCCAAUGGGAAUUCCAAGUGGGCCCCAGCCUAGGCAUGAAGGCCAGCGAUGACUUAUGGGUCUCCCGCUAUAUCUUGCAACGUAUUGCUGAGGAAUUUGGUGUGGUGGUUACCUUUGAUCCCAAACCUGUGGAUGGUCCAUGGAAUGGAGCUGGCGCUCACACCAAUUUCUCCACAAAGGAUAUGCGUGCCGAUGGCGGCAUGAAAGCCAUUGAGGCCGCCAUUGAAAAGUUGAGCAAACAUCAGGAACGUCACAUCAGAGCCUACGAUCCCAAGGAGGGCAAAGACAAUGAGCGGCGUUUGGUGGGCCGUCUGGAAACCUCAAGUAUUGACAAAUUCUCCUGGGGUGUGGCAAAUCGUGGCGUCAGCGUGCGGAUACCCCAAGGUGUGGCCAAUGCUGGCAAAGGCUAUUUAGAGGAUCGCCGUCCCAGUUCCAAUUGUGAUCCUUAUGCAGUGUGCAAUGCUCUGGUUAGAACAUGCUUGCUAAAUGAAUGAACUAAAUGUUAAAUGUUUUUUUAAAAUUAUUAGUUUAAGUUUUAUAUUUAUAAGCUAAAAAAUGAAUUACUGUGUAUAGAAAAAAAUUCAAUGAUCUGUGCUGAAAUUUUUUUUUUAAAUUAAGCAACAAAUGUUCGUAUAAAAUAUU
Messenger RNA from Stomoxys calcitrans (stable fly), 1670 nucleotides. Its product is annotated as glutamine synthetase 1, mitochondrial. Gene Ontology annotation, cellular component: cytoplasm. NCBI's taxonomy places the organism in Eukaryota, Metazoa, Arthropoda, Insecta, Diptera, Muscidae. Bases 317 to 1522 code for a protein of 401 amino acids. Gene Ontology annotation, molecular function: glutamine synthetase activity. The record is from RefSeq and is a predicted model, not a curated record. The transcript has a single exon.